AUGCGGAGCCGUGAGAUAACCGCUCGCAUGACUAGAGCGUUGUUACAACCUAUAUUUUUAAAGGGUGGCAUCUAUCGAACGUGUGGCGUAAAAUCAAAGAUAGAAGAGAUUUGUGAAGCGUUCGAACGUUGCCAAGGUGAAUCUGCCGUCGAUCUGGCGCACGUCCAUCCAAUGAAUCUAGCAUCAGUCAUCAAACUAUACCUUAGGAAACUUCCCGAACCUUUAAUGACAUUUGAAGCGUAUAAUGAUUGGAUUCGAUUUGGUAAGAAAUGUACGGGAGAAGCCGACGAAGCCGAUAUUGAAGAGUUGAAACGACUUUCACGUCGUAUGCCCUCAUAUAACUAUGAGACGUUGAAACAUCUAAUGCUACACUUGAAUCGGAUACUGCAAAAGGGUAAAGUAGCUGGGCCACACCCUCUCGCACCUUAUCCUCCUGCACUGAUGAUAAUUUCACUUCAAAGAACAGCAUACUGUAGCGACAAAGAACAACAUACUGUAGCGAACCUGUUACAGAAAAGAAUCUUUUAUUCUUAA
Molecule: messenger RNA, 534 nt
Organism: Strongylus vulgaris
Lineage: Eukaryota; Metazoa; Nematoda; Chromadorea; Rhabditida; Strongylidae
Source: the annotation of a GenBank genome assembly